Messenger RNA from Gastrolobium bilobum, 1450 nucleotides. Its product is annotated as WAT1-related protein At4g30420-like. The record is from RefSeq and is a predicted model, not a curated record. The coding region runs from base 33 to 1139 and encodes 368 amino acids. The transcript is spliced from 7 exons. NCBI's taxonomy places the organism in Eukaryota, Viridiplantae, Streptophyta, Magnoliopsida, Fabales, Fabaceae. Gene Ontology annotation, cellular component: plasma membrane. Gene Ontology annotation, molecular function: transmembrane transporter activity.
GGUCUCAAAGCUUAACUUCCAUCUAAAAAAAAAUGGGUAGGCUAGAUGGUUAUAUUCCAACAAUGGGUAUGAUAGGGUUACAAUUUCAUUAUGCAGCGCUUGCCAUCUUCACAAGAGCUGCUCUGGUAGAUGGGUUGAGUCCCACGGUCUUUGUAGUGUAUAGGCAAGCCAUAGCCACUUUGGCAUUGGCACCUAUCUUUUUUUCCUCUAAGCGGAGACAAUCUUUUAAGAUUUCAUUGGGAUUUAGGAGCUUCUCUUUGAUGUUUCUGACCUCUCUUGUUGGUGUUACAGCAAAUCAGAAUGCAUAUUUUAAAGGUUUAUACUAUGCGUCUUCUACAGCAGCUACUGCAAUGAGUAAUCUGAUACCUGCAGUAACUUUUGUAAUUGCAACAAUUGUUGGAUAUGAGAAAAUUGAUCUACGAAGCUUGAGAAGUAUGGCCAAGAUACUAGGUACGGUUUGUUGUGUCAGUGGAGCCUUAACAAUGGCAUUUCUCAAAGGACAUAAGCUGUUACACAUGGAGUUCCUUCCUUAUAAGCAUCUCAGUCUCACAACCAGUGGAGGUGAGAAUUGGCUGCUGGGUUGUCUAUUGCUCUUAGCAAGUAGUGUUUUUUGGUCAUGUUGGAUGAUCUUGCAGGUACCAAUUUCUUCAAGCUGCCCAGACCAUUUAUUAUCGACCUUUUGGAUGUGUCUGUUUUCAACGAUACAGUCAGCCAUAUUUGCAUUGAUCAUUGAGCAGGAUCUUCAAGCAUGGAUUUUACAUUCACCUCUAGAAAUUUCAUGUUGUUUAUAUGCAGGAAUUGGAAUUGCGGUUAGCUUCUUCGCUCAAUCUUGGUGCAUAUCAGAAAGGGGUCCCCUGUACUGUGCAAUGUUCAAUCCUCUAGCAACAGUCAUCACAGCUUUGAUAUCUGCUACGUUCCUACAGGAAGAGCUAUACGUUGGAAGUGUGAUAGGAGCUGUUGGAGUGAUUAUUGGUUUAUAUAUUGUGCUAUGGGGUAAAGCCAAAGAGUUUGAUGGGAUUAAACAAGAGGCACCACAAUCAAACUUGCAAGAUGAUGAGAUACGUAGUAAGAUAGAUUUGGAAGAACCCCUUCUAUCAGAUAAAUCAGAACAUGUAGCAGAGAGCAAGAUGGAGCCCUGAUGACUAAACCAAUGAUAGUUUUGGUGAAAUUUGAUCACUUAAGAAUUGAUAAAACGAAGAGGAACAAGUGGCAGCUUAAAGAAACUUAACUUAAUACCCUUCACCAAAAUUUGUAAUGAAGUGAACGUUGAAAAAAAUAAAAAUAAAAAUCGAAGUUUUGCGUUCCGUUCUCAUUUUCUUACCUAGAAAUCCGUUCUUCUGCUUUUGUGUUAGGAAAAAUUAGGAGUUUUCCGCUCGUAAUUUCGUGUAGUUUUUCAAGUAAAUUGCUUCCAGCUUUUCUGUAUUUUAUUUUCAAUAUAUUUCAAACCUCU